This is a messenger RNA of Zasmidium cellare ATCC 36951, 564 nucleotides long. RefSeq lists its product as uncharacterized. Bases 1 to 564 code for a protein of 187 amino acids. Gene Ontology annotation, molecular function: catalytic activity. The transcript has a single exon. NCBI's taxonomy places the organism in Eukaryota, Fungi, Ascomycota, Dothideomycetes, Mycosphaerellales, Mycosphaerellaceae. The record is from RefSeq and is a predicted model, not a curated record.
AUGUCUCUCACCCACGACGACCACAUCCACUACCUUCAACUCGCCCUAUCCGAAGCACGAAAGUCACCACCGAAGCCCACGAAUUUCUGCGUCGGCGCGGUCGUCAUCUCGCCCAGCAAGGCUCACGCCAAUUUCCAGGGCACUUGCUCAACUUGCGAUCCGAAGAUUCUUACGACAGGAUAUACGCUCGAGUGUCCUGGAAAUACGCAUGCCGAGCAGUCUUGCUUCAUAAAAUUGGCGAAGGAGUAUGGUUGUGAAGAGAGCAGUUUAGGAGAGCGAUUGCCUGAGGAUGCGGUGCUGUAUACCACCAUGGAGCCGUGCAACAAGAGGAGCGUGGGGAAUACGCCAUGUACGGAACGUAUCCUGAAUUUGAAGAGACAGGAUGGAAGUCAAGCGGUGAAGACGGUGGUAGUCGGUGUUACAGAGCCCGAGACAUUCGUUGGAGUCAAUGAGGGCAAGAAGAAGUUGGGGGAUGCUGGGAUUCAAGUACUGCACAUUCCUGGGCUCGAAAAAGACAUUCUCGAGGUGGCUACAGCAGGGCAUGAGAAGCAACAAGAUGGCUGA